UGUGGUUGUGCCACUGCACUCCAGCCUGGGUGAGAGAAUGAGACUCUGUCUCAAAACCGACCAACCAACCAACCAAGCAGAAACAUUCCGUUAACCAUCUCUGUUCCUUGUUAUCCCCAACUCUUUCUGUGAAUUAUGUGACCUCAAGGGCAAAUAACACAAGUGUUUCCCACUUAGUGUCAGUAAUCUGUUCUUGGAAAUCAUAAAUUCUGUAGGAAAAUAAUAGCAUAUUUUACAUAUUUAAAGAGGGAAGAUUAGACCAUGUCUCACUUCUGUUCCAAACCAGUGUCUUAAAAUGUAAGUAAAAUACAGUACAAUGCUUACUUAUAAGAGAUCCUUUUUGUGUAUUAUGUUUUUUUAAAGUCAACAUGACAUUUUUAUGAUGUGAAGAACCUUAAAACACAAUUUACUAAUAUGCAAAGAGUUGCUUUUUGCGAUUCACAUGGUCUCUUAGCACCAGCAGUCUCACUGAUAUCCAUCAGGUUGGCAUUGUGAUUUGCAAAACUUCGACAUAAGGUUGUGAUGUUCUAGUGAUUGUACUUGACAAGUAAUUUCACAUUAUCUCCUUCACAUGAUUUUCUUAAAAACAUUGAGUUCUGGUGGCUUAGGUGUAUCAGUUACUAUUUUCUGUCGAAGAACCAACGAAACUCACUGGCUUAAAAAGAAGUGACCGUUUUAUUUGAUAGAAGUUCUGUUGAUUCACAUUUUGGCGUGUGUUCACCUGGGCAUUUCCUUUGCUAAUGUUGUCUGGAUCACAGAUGAGGCUUUAGUCAUCUGGUGCCUUCACUCACAUGUCUGAUGGUUCAUGCUGACCCUUGUCCGAGAAGGCAAGCACCAGUGGGCAAGUACUUUUCCAGCCUAUAUUUUCAUCAUAUUUUCUAUGUCCCAUUGGCAAAAGCAAGUCAAAUGGCAGAGCCCUGUUCAUUAUCAGAGCGUACUCUAUGAGGUCUGAGAUACAGGGAGACAUGUCAUUAGGAAACAUUACUAAAACAGUAUAUCCCAAGAAAUAUACAAUAUGUACAUUUUCCCCCCUAUAUAAUUGUGGGCAAAAAAUGUUGGGUUGCAAGAUGCAUCCUUUCAAUGAUGCGUAGGUAUAUAAAAGAUGCAUCCUUUCAAUGAUGCGUAGGUAUAUAAAAGAUGCAUCCUUUCAAUGAUGCAAAGGUAUAAAAGCAAGAUGUGUUCUAGUGGAAACACCUAUAUGGAAUCGUGUAGAAUCUCCAUAUUAGUAGUGAAAUAGUUAAUGUGGCUGAAUUAUAUUUCUACAAUAUUAAUUUCAUUGAAGACUAAGUGUAUAUUUCUUUGGUUUAAAUUAUUACAUUGUUUCUUUGGGCAAAUUAAUUGUUCCUAAAUCAGUAGGUAAUACAUGUUUUCAUUAAUCCAAAAAUAAAUUGUAUGUAUCUCUACUAGUUAAUGUACUUGUGAGUACAUCUUCAGUAGGAUAUUUGUUGUCCCUUAUUGAGGCAUGAAUGACUGUUCUGUCACAGGGAGGUUUUGUUGUUGUUUUAGUCUUUUCCAGCUAUUGUGUAGAGCAUUUUGGGCAGGAGAAUCUAGGACCAAGCCACACCAGUUCUCUCCUUAACCCACUCCAUUCGACUGUUCUCCCAGCUAUGCUUCCAGAGUGCUCUGUGCGUUUCCACAAUCAACAAACAGUGAAUAAAUCUCUGGUGAGUUAUUUGUUUAUAUAUUCCUCACUUUGUUUUACAUUGCAUUUUUUACCUUUAUGGAGUCCAUGGAUUAAAAUGAAAAAAAUAGAAAUAAGUAAAAUUCAGGUUAAAGGAAAUGCACAUAAAUAAAAGAAUGCUGGCUUGUAGACAUAUGCAGGUUGUAAGCCAUGGAACGUGAGUACAGAUAUGUCUCUGGUCUUUCUGAUGCUGCAACAACAAGGCAGUCACAUUUGUUAUGUGAUUGGAAUGGAACCUGGAAAGUACGCGCUACAUUCUCAUGGGACGGGAAGACUUGCUGUCACUAAAGUCUGGAACAUUGACUGCAUUGGUCACAGAGAUGAUGUAGUGAAAAGUUUUUUUACUACCAACCUGGAAAUAAACACUAUUAGCAUUUUGCAGUAGAAAUAGUCACUUAGUGCUAAAGCACAACUCCCGUAAUGAGGUUUUUCUGGAGUUGCUGAAACAGUGUGAUCUCAGACAGCUUUUGGAAGGCCCUACUUGAUUCAUGGCUAAAACCUAGAACAUCUGGAGGAUUGAGUUGACCACAGGUCCUUAACUAACCCCCCAUAUGUUUCUGUCAAUUCAUCUGUACAUGGAGAAUUUGUAGCAGAUUGUUCACAGUUGUAUUUUCUGACAAAUAUUUCCACUGCUCACUUGCGCUUUCAUUCAGUGUAGUCUUAAUUUGUUUAUUCUGAUGCUCACCAUUAACCUAAAUUAUAUGCAAAUCCAUUGGCUAUUCUCUAGUCUGCCUUACUUGAAUCUUGUGCCAUACAGUUAUCCCCCUUAUCCACAGUUUUGCUCUCUGUGGUUUCAGUUACCCAUAGUCAACUGCAGACAGAAAAGACAAUAAGAUAUUUUGAAUAUCUUGAGUAUUUUGAUAUUUUGAAUAUGUUGAAUACAGUAGAAUAAGAUAUUUUGAGAGACCACAUUCCUAUAAGUUUUAGUAUAGUAUAUUGUUAUAAUUGUUCCAUUUUUUUAUUGUUAGUAUCAUACUGUGCCUAAUUUAUAAAUUAAACUGUCAAGGGUAUGUAUCUAUAGGAAAAACCAUAGUGUAUAUAAGGUUUGGUACUAUACAGUUUCAGGGAUCUGCUAGGGGACCUGCAGUGUAUCCCCCGUGAAUAAGGGGGGACUCCUGCAUUUCAAAUUAUCGUUCAUGAUUUUUCUCCUGGAAAUUCUUCUGUGUUAGUUUCUAUCAUGACCUCACUGAUGCUGCUUGUCUUUUUUUCCCUGAAUUAUUCUCCUUCUCCUUUACAUAGCUUGUCCAAUUGUUUGAUCCAAUUCCCCAUCCAUCCCACUGUGCAGUUCUUUUGUUGUUGUUGUUUGUUUGUUUUUUUACCAGUUCUGCUCUCUGGUGUAGCAGUUGUGUUUCUCUCCAGCUUGGACUUCUCCAGCCUUUAGACCAGGGAUCCCCAUCCCCAGGCCAUGAACUAGUACCAGUCUGUGACCUGUGAGGAACUGGGCUGCACAGCAGCCUGGGAUCAUUCAGCUAGACAUGGUGCUGUGUGCAGUUCCGUUAAUAUGGUAUGUGUUCUUUGUGUCCUUAUGACUAGACCCCAGUGUUGCCUCAAAGUCACGAGAACACAGGGUUCACAUGAAGUACUAAGCAUCUUUGGUUUUUCAAUGAAGUGCAACUUUCUAAUGCAAUAUAGAACUGUAUUUUCUCCUUUCUUACUGCAGUCGACAUUAAACUUAUGUCUCUACUAAUUCAUCUAUCAUGUUGUUCUAGGUAUGUGUUUAUAAUUUUUGUCAUCAUACCAGAUCACAGAAUUUUUUUCUACUUUUAUCUUUCACAAUAAGGAUGAUUCUACAUCUACAAGGUAAACUUUGUAAUCUAUUUUAUUAACAAAACAUGAUAGUGGCAGGAUACUUCUACUAUGCUUGUUCUUUCUCCAUAUAGAGUACAGAGAAGCUACAGUUUAUGUAAGAUACACAUAAGAGAUAUGCCGCUACAGAAGAAUGAACUCUGACAUUCCUAUCUUGUGACCCUGGGCUGAUGAGGAGAAAUGUGCCAUUACAGGGGUUGGUGUCCUUUGAGGAGGUGGCCGUGCACUUCACUUGGGAGGAGUGGCAGGACCUGGAUGAUGCACAGAGGACACUAUACAGGGACGUGAUGCUGGAGACCUACAGCAGCCUGGUGUCACUGGGCCAUUGCAUUACCAAACCUGAGGUGAUCUUCAAGUUGGAGCAAGGAGCAGAGCCAUGGUUAGGAGAAGAAUGGGCAAACCAGUGCCUCUCAGGUGUCCAGACAGUUGAUAUAAUUGAAAGACGCCAGGAAAUUUGUCAUAGAUGUAUAUGGCAAGUUGCAGUCACCAACAGCAAAACAUCAACCAAGGAAACAGUUGAAUUAGGAAAAAUACUUAAUUUGAGCUUAAACCAUAUUCCAGAUGUGAUGGUAAAUAAUGCACACUAUUCAGGAAUGAGGCCUGAGGAGUUAAAUGUAAGUCAGAACAUACAUAUUUCGAUUGAGCCUCAUGAAAUGCAGGCAGGAGGAAAACCUGAUGCUCGAAGUAUAACUGGGAAAUCUCUCACGUGUCAUGAGUAUUUUAGUCACCAUAACAAGAUUCAUAUGGAGCAGCAGCUUUUUGAGUAUAGUAGACAAGGAAAAGCCUUCAGCACUGAGGCAGAGAAGGGUCACGGUGGAAAGACUGCAUGUACCUAUAGUGAGCGUGGGAAAUCCUGUGAUAAGUCAGCACUCACUUGCCGGAAGAUAAAUGUCGAAUGUUGUGUAUGUGGGAAAGUGUUCUGUAAAAAGUCUAAGCUCACCAAACAUCAGAAAAUACACACAGGGGAGAAACCCUAUAAAUGUGUACUAUGUGAGAAAUCCUUCAUUAAGAAAUCAUACCUUGCAAAUCAUCAGAGAACACAUACACGGGAGAAACCCUUUGCAUGUACCAAAUGUGAGAAAUCCUUCUGUCAGAAGUCAAACCUAAUUGUUCAUCAGAGAAUCCACACAGGGGAAAAGCCCUAUGAAUGUCAUGAAUGUGGGGAAACCUUCUGCCAAACGUCAGCCAUUGUUUAUCAUCACAGAAUACACACAGGAGAGAAACCCUAUGAAUGUAUGGAAUGUGGGAAAACCUUCUACCAGAGGUCAGCCCUCAAUGUACAUCAGAGAAUUCACACAGGAGAGAAACCAUAUAGGUGUAAUGAAUGUGGGGAAACCUUUUAUCAGAAGUCAGUCCUCACUGUACAUCAGAGAAUUCACACAGGUGAGAAGCCAUAUGAAUGUAAAGAAUGUAAGAAAGCUUUCUACCAUAAGUCAGCCCUCACGGUACAUCAGAGAACUCACACAGGUGAGAAGCCAUAUGAAUGUAAAGAAUGCAGGAAAACUUUUGCUCAGAAGUCAAAACUUACUGUACAUCAGAGAACUCACACAGGAGAAAAACCCUAUGAAUGUAAUGAAUGUGGAAAAACAUUUUGCCUGAAUUCAGUUCUCAUUAUACAUCAGAGAACUCACACAGGUGAGAAACCAUAUGAAUGUAACAAAUGUGGAAAAACCUUUAGCCAGAAGUCAAACCUCAGGAUGCAUCAGGGUACUCACACAGGUGAAAAACCCUAUGAGUGUAGUGAAUGUGGGAAAACCUUCUACCAGAAGGCAGUUCUCACUAAACAUCAGAGGACUCACACAGGGGAAAAACCCUAUGAGUGUAAUGAAUGUGGGAGAACUUUUAGCCAGAAGUCAAACCUGAGGAUGCAUCAGAGUACUCACGCAGGGGAGAAACCCUAUGAAUGUAAUGAAUGUGGAAAAUCCUUCUACCAGAAGUCAGUGCUCACCACACAUCAGAGAACUCACACAGGAGAAAAACCCUUCAAGUGUAACGAAUGUGGAAAAACCUUUCGUCAGAGGGCGAACUACAGCAGGCAUCAGAAAACUCACACAGGACAGAAGCCUUAUAAAUGUAAUGGAUGUAGGGAAACCUUCUUCCAGAAGUCAGCCCUCACUGUACAUGAAAGAAUUCACAUGGGGAAGAAAUCCCAUGAAUGUAAGGAAUGUGGGAAAACGUUCUACCAGAAGUCAUCCCUCAUGAUACAUGAAAGAAUUCACACAGGGGAGAAGCCGUAUGAAUGCAAAGAAUGUGGGAAAAGCUUUUGCCAGAAGUCAGCUCUCAAUAGACAUCAGAGAAUUCACACACAUGAGAAACCAUAUGAAUGCAAAGAAUGUAGGAAAGCUUUCUACCAGAAGUCAGCCCUCACUGUACAUUACAGAACUCACUCAGGUGAAGAGCCCUGUUAACAUACUGAAGGUGUGAAAAGCCUUAGUAGCAAAUGAAAUCCUACAGCAUAUCAGUGGAUGCAUACAGGAAAUAAACCCUGUGCAGGUAACCAGUGUGAGAAAUCCUUGAACCACAAGUCAAGCCUUAAUACCCAUCAGAGAAGUCACACAGGGAAAGCCCUGUGGCUGUAUGAGUGUUGGAAACACCUUUUAGCAGAAGUCAGACCUCAGGAGGCAUCAAGAAAUUCUUACAAGGGAGAAAGCCUAAGAGUGUAAUGAAUGUGGGCUGGGCGCGGUGGCUCACACCUCUAAUCCCAGCAUUUUGGGAGGCCGAGGAGGGCAGGGAGGCGGAGGAG
This is a messenger RNA of Cercocebus atys (sooty mangabey), 6230 nucleotides long. RefSeq names its product zinc finger protein 717-like. Bases 3658 to 5895 code for a protein of 745 amino acids. The record is from RefSeq and is a predicted model, not a curated record. Gene Ontology annotation, molecular function: DNA-binding transcription activator activity, RNA polymerase II-specific; RNA polymerase II cis-regulatory region sequence-specific DNA binding. Gene Ontology annotation, biological process: regulation of transcription by RNA polymerase II. Lineage: Eukaryota; Metazoa; Chordata; Mammalia; Primates; Cercopithecidae. Gene Ontology annotation, cellular component: nucleus. The transcript has 4 exons.